GAUGGGUGACUGGAAGGGCUACAUCGGUGCAGUGCUGCGGGACCAGCGCAUCGACGACGUGGCCAUCGUGGGCCACUCAGACAAUCGCUGCGUGUGGGCAUCGCGGCCGGGGGGCCUGCUGGCGGCCAUCUCGCCGCAGGAGGUGGGCAUUCUCACCGGGCCAGACCGGCGUACCUUCCUGCAGACUGGCCUGAGUGUGGCGGGCCGCCGCUGCUGCGUCAUCCGAGACCACUUGCUGGCCGAAGACGACGGUGUGCUGGACGCGCGCACCAAGGGCUUGGACGGGCGCGCAGUCUGCGUGGGCCACACGCCACGCUCGCUCCUCGUGCUCAUGGGCCGGCGCGGCGUGCACGGGGGCAUUCUCAACAAGACAGUGCAUGAGCUGAUUCGCGGGCUCCGCAAGCAAGGCACCUAGCAGG
Orycteropus afer afer is the source of this 419-nucleotide messenger RNA. RefSeq names its product profilin 3 (gene PFN3). Gene Ontology annotation, biological process: regulation of actin filament polymerization; actin cytoskeleton organization; positive regulation of actin filament bundle assembly. Lineage: Eukaryota; Metazoa; Chordata; Mammalia; Tubulidentata; Orycteropodidae. Gene Ontology annotation, cellular component: cytoplasm. The record is from RefSeq and is a predicted model, not a curated record. Gene Ontology annotation, molecular function: actin binding.